Messenger RNA from Trametes versicolor FP-101664 SS1, 1413 nucleotides. RefSeq lists its product as uncharacterized. The transcript is spliced from 3 exons. The record is from RefSeq and is a predicted model, not a curated record. Bases 45 to 1196 code for a protein of 383 amino acids. Lineage: Eukaryota; Fungi; Basidiomycota; Agaricomycetes; Polyporales; Polyporaceae.
GCCCGUCCCACUUCGCAGCUUCGCCGCUGACCGGCAGGCAUACCAUGCCCGACGUGAGCGUUGACAGCGCGAACACGACCGCGAUCGAGUAUGAUUCGUACGGACCUGCGCCCUGGCAGCUCAUCCAGACGGGCAACAAUGGCGGGGUUUUCGGGCAGACGUUGACCAGGGUGGAGGGUACGGGCGGUGUGGUCUUCCGCUUCCACGGUACGCAGGUGCAGGUGUUCGGUUCAAUCACGCCUCCAACGGACGCGGGCGCGACCGCGACGUCGUCGUAUACGAUCGACGGCGGGCAGACCGCGGCGUUCUCGUCGGCGUCGGUCCAGCUCGCGCUGGUAUCUGAGCAGGACGGACAGCUGUUCUUCGACUCCGGCACGCUCGCGGACGGGGACCAUGUCCUGGUGAUCAACGUUACGCUCGCUAGCACGUCGGAGCCGUAUUUGCUCGACUUCAUCAAGUAUGCGGCCACAACGGCCACAACGACUUCGUCAAGUACGACAUCGGCCGCCGCAACCUCGAGUGCAAGUGCAAGCGCGACCGCGUCGGUCGGGCCGUCGCACAAGAACAUCGGGCCGAUCGUGGGCGGGGUGGUGGGAGGCGUGCUGGGCUUCGCGCUCCUCCUCGGCGUCGGCCUCUACUUCUUCUUCCGCUACUUCCGCCACCGCAUCUCGCUCUCGGGAAGAAGACGCGGCGGCAGGGAAGAUCUCGUCGAGGAUCUCAUCGAGGACGAUAAGCCCGGCGGGUCGGACACGGGCCCGCCUCGCACGUCCUCGACGCCGUUCCGAAGCGAGCCCUCAUCCGACGCGUCCACGCCCUGGCGCGCCGGAACGCCUGUGCUGCAACUGCACCCGCCCCCAGCGUCGAGCGUCGGCCCGGACGACUCCGCGUCGCAGGUCGCAGGGCGUAUCUACGCGGCUGAGCUCGCGCAGCAGCACCGGGACGCACGCGCGGCGGCGGGCGCGUCCAGUUCUACUCUCGCUGGACCUGCAUCUGGUUCUGGCUCGGGCCCUGGUGCGGACUCGCACCGGAGCCGCGACAGGAAGGAUCCCCUCCCGCUACCAGUGCCCGAGGAGCCGGAAGCGGUGCAGCACGAGGACUCGGGCAUCCGCUUUAGGGAGGGGACGUUGCCGCUGGUGCCGCCGGCAGAGGUUGGCAGAAUCGAGGAGGAGCCGCCAGAGUACACACCUGCGUCCUGACGUGCUUCUGCGCCUGCACCGGCCUCGGGUGGGAGGUGGGCGGAGGCCUCGUAAUGCGAGGGACGAGAUGUGGCCGGAGGGCGGACCGCGUGUGGGGUGGGUGGUGGGCAUGCCGGAUUGGGCAGGCUCAGGCGUUGUGGCUUCAGGUUGGAUUCUACGCAUUAGGAUGGUACUGUAUUGUAAUAACUAUUAUAUACCGUGUUCGAGGGUGAAUCGC